Molecule: messenger RNA, 2527 nt
Organism: Haliotis rufescens (red abalone)
Lineage: Eukaryota; Metazoa; Mollusca; Gastropoda; Lepetellida; Haliotidae
Product: probable glycosyltransferase STELLO1
Exons: 2
Coding region: 1-1923 (640 amino acids)
Source: RefSeq, a predicted model, not a curated record
AUGACUCAGAUACCCGGAUGGAAGACAGUUGUCGUUGGAGAUGGGAAAUGUCCACAAGGAUGCAGGUUCCCAGACUGUGUGUUCCUCGACCGCGAGGCCCAGGAUUAUCUCCCCUUCUCAAUGGCAACAUCACUCCCACGUGACAACCCAGCCAGGAAGAACCUAGGCUACCUCUACGCCAUCCAACAGCAGGCAGAGUUCAUCUACGACACCGAUGUCAACACCCGACCCCUUGACAGCCUCACCAGCUUCUACUACGGUAACACCUCAGGGUUGGUCUACCGAGGAGGGCAAGUCUUCAACUACUACAGGCACUACGGCGAGCAUUGGCAUCGACCUCAAGGAAUGGUGGAUCUUAAGUUACCUGAAACGAAUCCAAAUGAUUACGUUCUCAGUGAUAUUCCUCAACCGGAAGUUCAACACGGCUUGAUCAAGGCCAAGGACGAUUCAGGGCCUCGUUUUCAAUCAGUUGCGCCUCUUGCCUUUGUUGGAUCCGAAUCAGUGGCUCCCUUUAAUGCAAGGAACACCAUGUUUAGCAGACGUGCCUUCUGGGGUCUUUUGUUGUUUCCCGUCCCUAACAGCGACGUUAUAAGGUCGUACAUACUUCAGUCUUUAUUAAAACAUAUCCAAGGAUUUGUCGGGUUUUUGCCACCAAAUGCUGAAGAAAUGGACACGUUGCCAGACUUCAAAGACCUUAAAAUUCCCCAAACGUUUGUGUCCUUAUUAUAUCAAUGGCAAUGUGAACGCACGACCUUAAGUCAAUGUUUCCAACUGCUUUCAACAGUCCUGUUGGACGGAGGAAUAAUCUCCGAUGAAGGGGUUGACAUGAUAUCAACCUGGAUGUCCGAUUUGCUUUCACUCGGCUAUGAAGGACUUUCAGUGGAUACAGCUGAGGCGGCUAAAAUGAUUCCAAAAACAAAUAAACUCGGCCAUGGAGAAAUGUCAAAUACGGUUCAGUUUUCUCCGACGCCCGGCGUACACUAUAGCAACAAUCCCGCUUCCAAGAACUUUGAGUGCGUAGAAGGUUUAUGCGACAACUUUACCUAUCCCCCUGAAACCCCGCAUCAAUUUAAUGAUGUCCUCCUUAUUAUUACUUUCAAUUAUGCUUUUCUGUAUGACAAUAUCAACUUUGUAGAGUCACUGUAUAGGCGAUACUUCCCUCAUAUCCUGUUCUGCGGACCCAACAUAAAAAGGUUUCGCACCGCUGUGACGUCACUUCCGGCCAACUCAUCUGUGGCGUACGUGACCGGGAUUGAACGAGGCUGGUUGUACUUCCAGGAAUGUACAGUGUACGGCAUGAAAAUGAACUUCAAUGUUAAAGGAUAUCUACAAAUAGGAGAAGACACUUUGCUAAAUACUUGGAAUUUGUGGACACUCCCGAGAGAGAAAAUCUGGUUUAAUAAAGGACACAUAGGCAUGUGGAGACACCUUGAGAACAAAUGGGUGUGGUGGUCCAGGCCUUAUGGUAGGACGGCACUGAAUAAAACAUUCACGUUUAUUGAAUCAAAGGCUCGCGAGUUUGGGGACAGUAUGGAGAAACGAUUCUACAACCAAUAUAUUGACAAUGUCCAUAACAACUUCAGACAGGUGUUUCAUCGGACAUGCGAUUUCUUUUACAUUCCUAAUCGCCUCAAAGACGAAUUUGUUCAUUUUACAAAACAGUUUUUCGAGUCGACUCUGUUAGUGGAAGUAGCCAUUCCGACAAUGAUCAUUGGCUUGGACGCUGAGGAAAACAUUGUCCGCGUCAACGGCAAGGUGGUGUGGGGGUCUUACAGGAACAAGCCAGAGAAGUCGUUCAAUGCUGACACGGAUCACUUCCUGCAUGCAUUCAAAGGCAGAAAGCAGAUGAAACUGCCGAACUGUAAGAAGUUCAUGUGUGAGAAGUACUUACCCUUAUCAGUGGAGAGGAUGAUGAACAGUUAGUACAAUCAGAGAAAACCAUACCUCAUCUUUACAAACGCUUUCAUUGUAUCACUGUUUAUUGUAAAUAUACAUUCGUGUAAAUAUACGUUCACGUUCCUUUUUUGUAUUUGAAAUCAUACCUCAUCGUAACACACACUUUCAUUGUAUCACUGUUUAUUGUAAAUAUACAUUCGUGUAAAUAUACGUUCACGUUCCUUUUUUGUAUUUGAAAUCAUACCUCAUCGUAACACACACUUUCAUUGUAUCACUGUUUAUUGUAAAUAUAUAUUUGUUUAAAUAUACGUUCACCUUCUUUUAUGUGUAUUUGAAAUCAUACCUCAUCGUAACACACACUUUCAUUGUCACACUGUUUAUUGUAAAUAUAUAUUUGUUUAAAUAUACGUUCACCAUCUUUUAUGUGUAUUUGAAAUCAUACCUCAUCAUAGCAAACACUUUCAUUGUGACACCGUUUCAUUGUAGAUAUACAUUUGUUUAAAUAUACAAUGACCUUCUUUAAUAUGCAUUUAAUUGUUUAUUUUUUUGUGAUGAUCGUGUUAUCGGAAUAACCAAAAUUUGAUUUCUUGUGACUUAUCGUAUGGUGUAUUAUAACCAUUAUCACAGACAG